Ananas comosus (pineapple) is the source of this 2759-nucleotide messenger RNA. RefSeq names its product glucan endo-1,3-beta-glucosidase 4. Gene Ontology annotation, biological process: carbohydrate metabolic process. Gene Ontology annotation, molecular function: hydrolase activity, hydrolyzing O-glycosyl compounds. The transcript has 5 exons. NCBI's taxonomy places the organism in Eukaryota, Viridiplantae, Streptophyta, Magnoliopsida, Poales, Bromeliaceae. The record is from RefSeq and is a predicted model, not a curated record. Bases 1131 to 2621 code for a protein of 496 amino acids. Gene Ontology annotation, cellular component: plasma membrane.
UCAAAUGAGGUCUUAGCUAGUCAUUUUUGGUCUGAAUCAGCAAAAAAAAAAGAAAAAAAGAAACAUUAGUCUUCUGUAGGUGUUGUAAUUCUCUGGUGUUGGUUUAUGAAAAUUAUUAACGCAAUGGUUACCAAUAAUUAAUGCUGUGUAAUGCCUUUGAAGAUAUGAAUUGCUUUUGUUUUUCAGGAAAUAAUUACUAGUAAUAAGCAGAAACUAUAAUGUUGAUGAGACCUUAAAAUGAUGUGGAAAACUGAACACAGAGUGUUGGACAAUCUUUUUCUUAAUGAAUGUUGUUUUUCCAAUAUUUUUCCAGAUGAAUGGUUGAGUAAUGGGGUUGUGGACUAUUAAUGCCAAUAAUUAUAUGAUCUAAGGUUACAAUGUGAAAAUGUAUGAUUGAUGGAUAUGUAUGAUCUGGUUUUCUGUCGUGUCACAUGCUUGGUUAUUUAACAUAUUGUCAUCAUUGACACAUGAAUUCAUGUGAAAGCAUUUUUUACAGAUCUGGUACUUGAUUUCUGUUCUAGACAUUAUUGAGUUCUACAUUUUGUCCUAGAAGAUUAAUAGAGAUGAAUAGAGUGAGUGAGAAGGUUUUCAAAAUAUAUACAGCAUUAUAAAGAUUAAAAAAACAGCCCAAUACUAUCUAUAUGUACAUCUAUCAGAAGAUUCAGAACACUAUAUAGGAGAUCCCUUGAGCCCCACUUGUUUUUUUGAUAAUUAUUUACUUUUUUAAGCUUCGGUUGUCACUGCACAUAUUUGUGAACAUUUUUAUUCCACCACUUCACUAUAACCAAAUGCAAAAUUUCUACUUGAACUUAAUCUCAUAAAGAGGUGCUGCCUGUCAUUGAUUUCAGAAAGGAGCAAUGCCGUUAGAGUUAUCCUUUCGGCAGUUACUCUAGCAUUUCUCAUGUCUUGUUUGAUGUGUUUAGUCAAGUGAUCUCUACGUACACUUUCUCUGCAAUUCUGGUAAGCUGGUAUAGGCAGUGUUGCUGCCCAUAUCACAGGAUUUAGGGCUGUACUGGUAUUGGCGCCUAGUAAUUCCAAGCUGAUCUUUGUGUACUAGCCAUUUGAUACAGCAUUUAAGGACAAGGACGCUUGGGUCUUCAACAAGUGAAUUCUGAGGCCUGUGUUACCAGAUGGUGCCCAAUAGAGGGAAGAGAAGUAUAUUGCUUCUUGUACUCUUUUGCGUCAAUGCAUCAGGUGCAUUCGUUGGAAUAAAUGUUGGCACCAGCAUAUCCAACCCGCCUCCAGCAUCAGACAUUGUAGCCAUUCUCAAAGAAAAGCAAAUCAGACAUGUACGCUUAUUUGAUGUGGACCACGAAAUGCUGAAUGCCCUUGCAAACACCGGUAUAGAAGUUAUAGUUGGGGUGCCGAAUGACCAACUACUACGCGUAGGACAAUCUCGGUCCGAAGCAGCUGAUUGGAUUAACAAGAAUGUGGCGGCCUAUAUUCCAGCGACUAACAUCACAUACAUUGCUGUUGGCAAUGAAGUCCUUACCACUAUCCCCAAUGCAGCUCUUGUUCUUAUUCCGGCCUUGCAAUUCCUCCAAUCUGCUCUCCUGGCUGCCAAUCUUAAUUCCCAGGUGAAAAUUUCAAGCCCCCAAUCAAUCGACAUGAUACCCAAAUUUUUCCCUCCAUCUACAGCCACCUUCAAUUCGACUUGGAACUCGAUCAUGAAUCAGUAUCUUCAGUUCUUGAAGAAUUAUGGCUCUUCCUUCAUGCUAAAUGCACAAACAUACUAUGCUUACACCAAAGGGCAAGGCAUAUUCCCUUUGGAUUUUGCUCUUUUUCAAGCACUUAAUCCCAACAACCAGGUUGUUGAUCCUAACACAAAUCUCUACUAUACCAACAUGUUCGACUCAAUGGUUGAUGCAGCUUAUUAUUCCAUGCAAGCGCUGAAUUUCACUGGUAUUCCUGUAAUUGUUACUGCUUCUGGGUGGCCAUGGUUCGGUGGGUCAAAAGAGCCGGAUGCAACGGUCGAUAAUGCAUUGGCCUACAAUAGCAAUCUUAUUAAGCAUGUAUUGAAUGGUUCAGGGACGCCUAGUCAACCAACUGCCCAAAUCAACACAUAUAUUUUCGAGCUGUUUAAUGAGGAUCUCCGGCCUGGGCCUAUUUCAGAGAAGAACUGGGGAAUUAUGUAUCCGAACAAGACCGCCUUGUAUACUUUGUCAUUUGAACACCCGGAUGAGUCUGAUGGCGACUCAACAGGAUUGGUUGGGGUGUUCUGUGUUGCGAAUUCAAGCGCACCUGCCAUUGCUUUGAAGCAAGGGUUGGAUUGGGCAUGUGGGCCUGGUUCGGCAAACUGCAGUGCUAUUCAGCCUGGGCAGCCGUGCUAUGACUCGAACAACAUUGCAGCUGUUGCUUCGUAUGCGUACAAUGAUUAUUACCAUAGAACUCAAGCAAAUGGUGGGACAUGCAAUUUCAAUAACACAGCUAUGAUAACCACUACCGAUCCUAGUCAUGGUUUGUGCAUCUUCGCAGGAAGAUCGGGAUCAAGCAAGGGCGGGGGUAUAUCUCCCGGUUCAGCUUUAGGGCCUAUAAGCCCGACUAAUCUUGCUUCUGCAUUUCAACUUUGCUGGCUUAGUUACCUAGUUACAGUUUUGUUGCUACUUUUAUUUUACUACUAAGAUUAAGGUAAUUUUAAAUUGAGUUUUGGGAUGAAACUGGUGAACUAGUCAUGGAUCUUACUUGCCAUGCCAAAGUAAUUUUGACAGUUGCAUUUGCAUUCAAUCAAUUCAGUCAGAUAGUGGAAAUGCUUAUUUGCA